AUGCACAGCUCGUCGCUCUACUCCCGCUGGAACGGGAUCUGCCGCGACGACGGCAACAUCAAAUCAGACGUGUUCAUGACACAGUUCUCGGCACUGCAGACGGCGCGCUCGGUGCGCACGCGGCAUUUGGCGGCGGCCGAGGAGAACCUGGAGUUCUCGGCGCUGCAGACGGCGCGCUCGGUGCGCACGCGGCGCUUGGCGGCGGCCGAGGAGAACCUGGAGGUGGCGCGCGCCGCCCGCCUGGCAAAUGCAGAUUAUUACGAGAAAAUCUCCGACCCUUUGGAUUUGGCCACCAUUGAGAAGCAGAUCCUGACCGGGUAUUACAAAACCGUGGAGGCUUUCGAUGGGGACAUGCUCAAAGUGUUCAGGAACGCCGAGAAGUACUACGGGCGCAAGUCGCCGACGGGCCGCGACGUGUGCCGGCUGCGCAAGGCGUACUACAGCGCGCGGCACGAGGCGGCGGCGCAGAUCGACGAGAUCGUGGGCGAGACGGGCAGCGAGGCCGACAGCAGCGACGCCUCGGUCAGCGACAAGGACGGCGGCCACGAGAAGGACGAGGACGUGAUCCGCUGCGUCUGCGGCCUCUACAAGGACGAGGGGCUCAUGAUCCAGUGCGACAAGUGCAUG
Malurus melanocephalus (red-backed fairy wren) is the source of this 627-nucleotide messenger RNA. Its product is annotated as histone-lysine N-methyltransferase ASH1L-like. The record is from RefSeq and is a predicted model, not a curated record. Lineage: Eukaryota; Metazoa; Chordata; Aves; Passeriformes; Maluridae. Gene Ontology annotation, molecular function: protein binding. The transcript has 5 exons. The annotation marks the transcript as partial.